This is a messenger RNA of Coniosporium apollinis CBS 100218, 1191 nucleotides long. RefSeq lists its product as uncharacterized. Lineage: Eukaryota; Fungi; Ascomycota; Dothideomycetes. Gene Ontology annotation, cellular component: SUMO-targeted ubiquitin ligase complex. Gene Ontology annotation, molecular function: ubiquitin-protein transferase activity. The record is from RefSeq and is a predicted model, not a curated record. The transcript is spliced from 3 exons. The coding region runs from base 1 to 1191 and encodes 396 amino acids.
AUGGACGGUGACUCUAUCUUCGGCUACCAGCUUCAGAAUCGGAAGCGGACUCACGACCAAAUAGACCGAAGUUCGAGCAUACACAGCAGCCGGCGAUCCACACCCUCAAUCACAGUACGAGACGACUCGGCGGGGCCCUCCUACUCGACACGGCACCCGACACAAGCACACAGUACAACAGCACAGCUACGGCUUCCGUCACUACGAUACGCAGGCGACGGAUUAGAUUUCAGGCGGCCGAUGUCCACAACCUCAGCCCAAAGCGAACCCCAGGUCAUCGAUCUCACAUCCGAAGACGACAACAGCCCAGAGCCCCCCGACGACGUCUCAGAGCGAACAUCUCCCCCGCUACAGCAAAUGCGUCCCGCAUCACGAGCGCCCCGCUUCGGCAGGAACAUCAUAGACCUAUCCUCCGACCCACCAUCACCGCCCCCUCAACAAGUCGCACCGCCACUACCACCCGAACCCCUCAGUCCCGAAAUCGAAUUCGUCUCUGCGCGCCGCCUACCAGCGCCCCCACGCCGACCCGACGACCCACAAAGACCCAUAGAUCUCGACCUCAUCGACAACGACUUCGAGAUCAUCAGCGAGCGGCCCGCCACGCCUGGCAACGGCGUGAACGGCCCGGCUCCCGCCGACGGCGGCUUCCCGCUUCGCGUAGCCGGCCUCGGCGGCGUGGCGGCAUACCGGCGCGAACUGGCGCAGCGGACGCAGGCCUUGCACGUGCAGCUGCGAGGGGCGGAAGCGCGGCUCAGAUGGGCGAUCGAGGAGGUGAACAACCGGGAGAGGCAGUUUGGCGGGGCGGCUUUUGUGGCGCCGCAGCUGGAUUUUAUGAACGUGGGGUUCGACAUGGGACUUGAGAGGGAGAGGAGCGCGAGUCCGGCGGUUAUAGUGACGCCGCCGCCGCCGCCGGAGGGCUUCACGAGGAGUCCGGUCGAGGGAGAUGUGCUGGUGUGUCCGAAUUGUGGGGAUGAGCUGGCGGUGGGGAGAGAGGCGAUCAAGAGGCAGGCGUGGAUCGUUAGGGCAUGUGGCCAUGUCUACUGCGGCGAGUGCACAGCAGCCCGGUCCAAGUCACGGCGGAAAGGCAAGGAGCCGGCAAAGAGCAUGCCCAUGCCGUUUAAGAUAUGCGUGGUAGAGGGCUGCGGCAAGAAAUGCUCAUCGAAGACCAGCAUGCUGCAGCUGUUCUUGUAA